AUGGCUCCAGGCGGUGGUGGAAAUAUUAAGGUGGUGGUGCGAGUGCGGCCUUUCAACAGUCGAGAGAUCGAACGCGGCGCAAAAUGUAUCGUAUCGAUGAAAGGCUCGCAGACCGUGCUCACCCCUCCACCUGGCGCAGAAGAUAAAUCACGGAAAGGUGGAAAGGGCGCCAUCGAAGGGAAUAAAGUCUUCGCCUUUGACCGAUCAUAUUGGUCUUUUGAUAAGAAAUCCCCGAAUUAUGCCGGACAAGAUGAUCUUUUCGAUGAUCUGGGUAGUCCACUUCUUGACAAUGCUUUCGGUGGUUACAACAAUUGUAUCUUCGCGUAUGGCCAGACCGGUUCCGGAAAGUCAUACUCCAUGAUGGGUUACGGCAAGGAGUACGGUGUGAUUCCACGGAUUUGUCAGUCGAUGUUCGAGCGCAUCACAGCGAUCCAGGCGGACAAGUCUUUGAAUUGCACGGUUGAAGUGUCUUACCUCGAAAUCUACAACGAGCGGGUACGCGAUUUGCUCAACCCGUCGAACAAGGGCAACCUGAAAGUCCGUGAGCAUCCGUCAACGGGUCCAUACGUCGAAGAUUUGGCUAAGCUUGUCGUUGGGUCCUUCGAGGAAAUUGAGAACUUGAUGGACGAGGGCAACAAAGCGCGUACGGUGGCUGCGACUAACAUGAACGAGACGUCAAGUCGAUCACAUGCCGUCUUCACCCUGACGUUGACGCAGAAGAAACACGACGCGGAGACUUCGAUGGAUACCGAGAAGGUGUCUAAAAUCAGUUUGGUCGAUUUGGCCGGUUCAGAAAGAGCCAACUCGACUGGAGCAACCGGUGCGCGAUUGAAGGAAGGUGCGGAGAUCAAUCGCUCGUUGUCAACGCUUGGUCGUGUCAUCGCCGCACUCGCCGAUGUCUCUGCCGGAAAGAAGAAAAACGCAUCCAUGGUACCAUAUCGUGAUUCAAUUCUGACAUGGUUGCUGAAGGACUCCCUUGGUGGUAAUUCCAUGACAUCCAUGAUUGCGGCAAUUUCGCCUGCAGAUAUCAAUUUUGACGAAACUCUUGGUACUUUGCGAUAUGCCGAUUCCGCAAAGCGUAUCAAGAACCAUGCUGUUGUCAACGAAGAUCCCAAUGCUCGCAUGAUUCGCGAACUCAAAGAGGAACUGGCACAACUUCGAUCAAAACUUGGAGGUGGGGUAGGACCUGGAGGAGCAGCUGGUGCCAUCGGUGGAGUAUUACCCCCUGACACACCCUUGGAGAAACAGAUGGUCUCUAUCCAACAGCCCGACGGAAGUGUCACUCAAGUCAGCAAGGCGGAGAUUGUAGAACAACUUAACCAGAGUGAGAAGCUUUAUAAAGAUCUCAAUCAGACAUGGGAAGAGAAGUUGCAGAAUACAGAGCAAAUCCACAAGGAACGUGAAGCAGCUUUGGAGGAACUGGGAAUCAACAUCGAAAAGGGUUUCAUUGGACUGAGUACACCAAAGAAAAUGCCUCAUUUGGUCAACCUUAGUGACGAUCCUCUUCUUGCGGAAUGUUUGGUCUACAACAUCAAACCUGGCACCACCACAGUUGGCCACAUGGAUCGAGCUCAAUCAGUCGAGAUCCGAUUGAAUGGAUCCAAGAUCCUCGAGAAGCACUGCACCUUCGAAAAUGUGGAUAAUAUUGUGACCAUUGUACCCACCGAAGGCGCCGCUAUUAUGGUGAACGGCCUACGGGUCGACAAGCCCACGCGACUUAAGAGUGGUUUCCGAAUCAUUCUUGGCGACUUUCACAUUUUCCGAUUUAAUCAUCCCCAAGAAGCCAGAGCCGAACGAGUUGAACAGAGCUUAUUGCGCCAUUCCGUCACCACGAGCCAGCUAGGGUCACCAGCGCCCACUAAAACGCAUGAUCGAAAUCUCAGCAAGGCUGGAUCUGACGUGGAUGGCGAUUCGAGCAGGGCAGACUCACCUAUGCCUUCACAGCGAGGUCGCGAGUCGGACUGGUUCUUAGCUCGCAGAGAAGCUGUCAGUGCUAUGGUUGGUCCAGACCAGAUCGCGCAUUUGCCCGAUGAUGAACUAGACACAUUGUUGGAGGAUGUGCAGAAGGUUCGAGCUGGUCGGCGUGGUGUUCCUGAAGAGGAGGACUCCGACUCCAUCAGUUCCUUCCCGAUCCGAGACAAGUAUAUGUCGAACGGAACUAUCGACAACUUCUCACUAGACACCGCGAUUACGAUGCCAAGCACGCCCCGUCAGAACGAUGAUGACGAGGCAAACGGCGUCGCAUCACUUCAUCAAGCUCGUCAAGACAUGCAGCGGCAGCUGGAUCGCCGCAAGGAAGAGUUCCAAGAGAAACUCAAGACCGUGGAGGCCACCGAUCCGGACUCGCCGGAGCUGCGCACCGAGAAAGAGCGAAUGGAGUACGCACUGCGAACAGCCAAGGAGGAAUUCGAAGAGCAGCUUCGGAAACAGAAGGAGACCUUUGAAACCCACAUUCGUGACAUGGGCAAGCCAGUUCCUAAAAUAUUUGAGAACGGCUUUGCCAAAUUGGACGAGCACGAAAUUGAGGUCGCGCGUUCAGUAUACGCCCACUGGUCCCAGCGAAAUUACGUGCGGAUGGCCGAAAAGACCUUGCAAUACGCAUCCCUUCUGAAAGAGGCCCAAGUCAUGAGCCAUAUCAUGGACAAGAAUGUGGUCUUUCAAUUUGCGAUCGUGGACCAUGGCCACAACAUGGAAUCAUCUUAUGACCUCGUGCUGAAUGGGAUAUCUGGCGACGAAGACGUUUUCCUCGACGAGGCCAAGAAGCCUUGUGUCGGUGUCAGAGUCAUUGACUACAAGCAAUGCGUGAUUCACCUGUGGUCGAUUGAAAAGCUCCAGCGUCGUCUCCAAGCCAUGCGCCAGCUUCACCAAUACAUUGAUCGUCCCGACUAUAUUCAACACUUCAAACUCGACAACCCAUUCUCCGAGCCUUGCUCGCCUCGGUAUUCUCUGGUCGGUGAUGCCGACAUACCCCUGACUGCUGUAUUCGAGACGCGCGUGCAGGACUUCUCUGUUGAGAUAACCUCGCCGUAUACCCAGAGUGUCAUCGGAAUCAUUCGUCUCUCCCUCGAACCAUCCUCCGCGCAGGCGCCCUCUUCAACUUUGAAAUUCAACGUUGUCAUGCGGGACAUGGUCGGCUUUGCGGAGUGGGAAGGAUCUGAUGUACACGCGCAGCUAUUCGUCCCAGGUAUUUCGGAGGAAGGAGGUGCAACUACAACCCAAAUGAUCUCAGGGUUCGAGGAUGGCCCAGUCCGAUUUGAAAGCGUGCACAGCAUGAGCUUGCCGUUGUCAAGUCCACGGACUGCCGCAUUGAAGGUCUGUGUCUAUGCUGCUGUGACGUCGGUUCACCUCGACAAGCUCCUUAGCUGGGACGACAUGCGUGACUCGGCAGAGCCUGUGCCGCAGAAGCGAACUGCCCCCCGAAUCGCCGAAUCUGAAUACUAUUCGGAAGAGCGUCAUGACGUCUUUGCCAGAAUCCAGAUACUUGAAAUGUCAGAAUCUGGCGAAUACCUCCCGGUGGAGGUCAUCCAGAGCAGCAGUCUUGAUGCUGGGACAUCACAGCUUCAUCAGGGACUGCAGCGCCGCAUCUCAAUCAAUAUGACCUACAGCUCAACUGAAAGCCUUCCGUGGGACAAUAUCAAUAACAUCCGGGUAGGAUCUGUGCGCCUUCUUGAUCCUUGGGGUAAGAUCCCAGAUCAGGAUUUCCAGACCCCGGACGUUCCUCUGAAGUUUGUUCAAGAGCCAAUGCUUCGAGACAAUGCCGAUGGAACUUCCAAUGUUACAAUCAUCGGCCAGUGGGAUUCCAGUCUUCACGGUUCCUUGCUACUUGACCGAGUGACUGCAGAAAAAUACCGCGUCCAAGUGACCCUCCGUUGGGAUCUCAUCUCUAGUCGUUUACAGAGCCCGGUGGUGUUCGAAGCAGACCAGACAAUUCAGAUCCAAGGUCGUACAUACGUCCGUCAACAAUCCAUGUUCAAGCAAUUCUGGAACUCCAUCCGAGUUGUGCACUCGACGACUCGCAUGUACUCCUUGGUCAUUCGACCAAUCUCAGCGAAGCGCGCUGCUGAUCUGUGGCGUAUGAACACUCAAAAUGACUACGUGAAGGGCGAAGAGCUCUUGACAACUUGGGCACCUCGAAAGGUCUCCCUUGUACGAGACUACAUUGCAAACCGCAAGCGCCGGCAGCGUGUGGCCGAGCUCUAUGCUGCCCGUGGUGCCCUCAGCGCGGGCAGCCUGGUUGCAUCGCCGGCUCGAAGUGGAAGGUCAACUCCAAUGCGGGGUACAGAUCUUAACGAACGCAAAAUGAAACUUCUGCGCAAGUACAUCGAGUUGUGGUCGCUGAAGCAGGAUCCUACCGAGAAUAUCCUUGUCCGCAGUAAUACUGAACCUCCCUCGGACGGAGCAGCACAUAUCAGGAAUUCAGAUACCAUCGGUGUGUCUGACAAGACUUCGCUCAAACCUCGCUUCAUCGCAACUAUCCAAACUCUGCCCAAAGCCCCCGAUGCCCUCAAGACGGGCUAUGUGCUGACGCCCGAUGACACCAACAGCGUCUGGGUGCGUCGUUUCGUGGAGCUCCGCCGGCCGUACCUCCACAUCUACUCGGUUCCAGAGGGAGAUGAAAUCAACGCCAUCAACCUCCGCAAUGCACGUGUUGACCAUGCGCCCGACUUCGCAAGACUAUUAGAGGGAUCAGGGGCAGGAGCCGACCGCUCACUCUCUGCCAAAGGACGGCCGAACGUGUUCGCAGUCUAUGGAACCCAGAACACCUUCCUCUUUGCCACACGCACCGAGGCGCAAAAGGUUGAAUGGAUCCUGAAAAUCGACGAGAGCUACUUCAACAGCAACAGCCCCCGUCCCCCUAUGAAUGGCGACUAA
Molecule: messenger RNA, 4872 nt
Organism: Penicillium bovifimosum
Lineage: Eukaryota; Fungi; Ascomycota; Eurotiomycetes; Eurotiales; Aspergillaceae
Product: kinesin-3 motor protein uncA
Exons: 3
Coding region: 1-4872 (1623 amino acids)
Biological process (GO): cytoskeleton-dependent intracellular transport; microtubule-based movement
Cellular component (GO): microtubule; kinesin complex
Molecular function (GO): ATP hydrolysis activity; microtubule motor activity; microtubule binding
Source: RefSeq, a predicted model, not a curated record